UGGAGGGAAAAGAAACGAACCGACGGGGAAUCAUUGUUUGCGCCUGUAAAUUGAAAAUUGCACUCCUCUCCCUGAAACUCAACCUCAAAACACUAGCUUCCUGCAACACGAGCCACAACAGCGUCGUUUCAGUAACGUUGUUAUGAUUAGGUGAUUAUCGUACCGAACCGAAUCAAAUCGAAUCGCGGAGAGGAAGACAGCACCGGCGUUCGUUAUGUACGGUGAGCGAGGAGUAGGAUCCAAGUCGGAGGUAACUUCCGCUGACCGGAAGCAAAUCAAUGACGGCCUCGAUAAACAGCUCGAACAAUCCUCGCCGUCCACAUCCAGAGCCGCCGGCAUCAACGGCAAGGACCGCUCAUCUUCCUCUUCCCUCUUAGCCUCUGCCAAGGACUCCCGCGCUGCCUCCGACACCGUCCCUAUCUCCAAGAAUUCCAACGCUUCUGAUGUUUUGCCUGCCACCCGCAAUUUGAAUGAUCAGGGUAGAUGGGAUACCGGCGGCGGUCAUUGGCGGCAAGGGUAUCAAGAUGAUAGAGGAGCUGGCCUUCUUCUUGGUCGUGGAUGUUAUCCUCAGAGGCAGAAUAAUAGAUGGGAUUCUGGCGGCGGUCAUUGGCGGCAAGGGUAUCAAAAUGAUAGAGGAGCCGGCCUUCUUCCUCGUCGUGGAUGUUAUCCUCAGAGGCAGAAUUUUGGAUAUGGAAAUAGGUUUCAGGUCGGUCGCCAUGAUGAGCGCUUUGUCUCUGAGUUGAAGCUUUCAAAAAGUGAAGAAACUCUGUCAAGAAAGUGCAUUGCUUUUCAGGAGCCUUGUGAAAUUGCCUGCUAUAGUCGUGUAGAAAGCGGAGAAGUAUACUUUGAUGAUCGUAGCUUGAGACCUUUUAAGCGCCAUAUUACUGAGGAUGUUGGAGCUGAUCUGAAUGAAGGUUAUGAUACAUUCAUUCCCAAGAAAGACUUCGGCUCAGACAGCUUUGGUGAUUUUCUUGCUUGCAUUAGAGACAAAACUGUCCCUCUUCAAAACAUUCAUUUUGUGACAUUCCGUAACAAUCUUAACAAGAUACUGGCAACAGCUUAUAUUCGUCGCGAGCCUUGGGAAAUGGGGGUGCACAAAAGGAAUGGUGUUGUGUAUCUUGAUGUGCAUACGUUACCAGAAAGACCAGAAAGCGAUUUAGAUCGUAGGAGAUGUUAUGUAGGAUAUUGUUUUGAGAGCCUUGCCACCGAAGAUCCUAGAAGAGGAGAUGGAGAAGGGAUACAUCAUGUUAAUCCCAAUGUUGAAUUCUGUUCUGUGAUUAAGACAACAUUAGGAGCUCACAACAUCUUAAUGGGUGCUGAGAUGGAUUGCUGUGAUUCAACUAAUGAUGGAAAGAGAUUUUAUGUGGAGUUAAAGACAAGUCGUGAGUUAAAUUAUCGUUCUGAGCAAAGAUUCGAGAGAGAAAAACUGCUGAAGAUUUGGAUUCAGUCAUUUCUGGCAGGUGUUCCGUAUAUUGUCAUAGGAUUUAGGGACGACGCAGGUCGUCUUGUUCGGACAGAAAGACUUAGAACCGAAGAUAUAACUGAGAGAGUAAAAAUGAAGAACUACUGGCAGGGAGGAGUGUGCUUGGCUUUUGCAGAUGAGGUAUUAUGCUGGCUCUAUGGAACAGUGAAAGAAGAUGAAGAUUACAUUUUGCGGUUUGCUCGACCUUUCAACCGUUUGGAGCUUCUGCAAGCACAGUCCUGCCCAGAUGUAAUUACUAGUCAUUUGGAGCUGUUGUGAAAUUUUGGAGACCUUAACAACAAUUAUCAUCUAAACAAUCUGAGUUUGUUACUGACAUAGUAAAGAUGAUUCGUAUUGUGACACCUGGUUAACGUUCUAACAACGUAGUACUGUCAUAGACCAGUCAAAGAUAAUUUUUGAGACAUUGGGUUUGGUAAUGCCCCACUAUCACAAUCUGGUACGCGAAGUAAGGGAAUAGGGUUACUUUGAUCAUUUCACGAACCUUUUUAAUAUAGGGUUUACCCCUGUAUUAGUACUGAGAAUUGCAUUCACAACUUCAUAGAAUUUCUCCGAAAUGUUAUGUAUGGCCUUGUUCAGUUGGAUUAUUGUUUUUCAUUUUAUUGUUUCAGCUUUAUGCUCUUCCAUUUUCUAAACUUAUUUGAAAAAUCAUUCUCAUGGAAUUUAUUU
Messenger RNA from Vigna unguiculata (cowpea), 2149 nucleotides. Its product is annotated as NAD-capped RNA hydrolase DXO1-like. The record is from RefSeq and is a predicted model, not a curated record. Gene Ontology annotation, molecular function: mRNA 5'-diphosphatase activity. Gene Ontology annotation, biological process: NAD-cap decapping; nuclear-transcribed mRNA catabolic process. Gene Ontology annotation, cellular component: cytosol; nucleus. Lineage: Eukaryota; Viridiplantae; Streptophyta; Magnoliopsida; Fabales; Fabaceae.